This is a messenger RNA of Cladophialophora psammophila CBS 110553, 1068 nucleotides long. RefSeq lists its product as uncharacterized. NCBI's taxonomy places the organism in Eukaryota, Fungi, Ascomycota, Eurotiomycetes, Chaetothyriales, Herpotrichiellaceae. The record is from RefSeq and is a predicted model, not a curated record. Bases 1 to 1068 code for a protein of 355 amino acids. Gene Ontology annotation, molecular function: S-adenosyl-L-methionine transmembrane transporter activity. Gene Ontology annotation, cellular component: mitochondrial inner membrane. The transcript is spliced from 2 exons.
AUGUCUAAUAAUACCAGUCUUGAUAUUUGGUUUGCUGGUGCAUUUGCUGCGUUUACUGUCGAUCUGCUCGUCUAUCCUCUGGACACUCUCAAAACACGUCUCCAAUCGCAGCACUACGAACAGCUAUACAAAGAUGCUAGUGGCAGAACGAAGCCUUCUUUAUUCCGCGGUCUCUACCAGGGCGUUGGUUCCAUCAUCCUCAUUACCAUUCCUUCGUCUGGCGCAUUCUUUACAACCUACGAAGCCUUGAAAUACGGUAUUUCGGAAGCAGUUCCUCCGAACUCCACGAUUUUUCUUCCUCAACCUGCCAUCCAUGCUGUGGCAAGCGGCGGUGCUGAGCUUGUUAGCUGCGCCAUCCUGACCCCGGCAGAGGUCCUCAAACAAAAUGCCCAGAUGCUUAGUGCUCGAGGAAAGAGAACAUCUACUUCUUGGGAAGUUUUCAAACAUUUUAGAAAGAAUCCUUCAAGAUUAUGGAGAGGAUACACUGCGCUGGCCGCGAGGAACCUGCCCUUUACCGCUCUUCAAUUCCCCACGUUUGAAUUUCUGAAAGGAUAUUUCAUGCAAAGACGGAAAGCUCGAAAUGGCGGGAGACCAGUCGACGGAAUAGCUGAGCGCGCACGUAUCACAGCGAUGAGUGCCGCUAUUGCCGGAAGCGGAGCUGCGUGGAUCACAACCCCAAUCGACGUUGUCAAGACCAGAAUCAUGCUCGCUGCAGGAUCUGGUGAUGAUGGCCCAAGGGCAGAGUCCAAGGGCAAAGCUUCCAAGUUUCUCAUGGAAGGCGUUCAAGGGUCGCGCAAAAGCGGACUCACCGUGGCCAGAGACAUACUCAAGAGCGAAGGCGUCCGAGGCCUCUUCCGGGGUGCACUCCUCCGAGCUUGUUGGACCUCUCUUGGCAGCGGUCUAUAUUUGGGCUGUUAUGAGGGUGGCCGUUUCUAUCUUGAGAAGCACAGGAAAGACGCAAAAGAAGGCGAUCACAUUAUGCAGCGUGACUGGUCGAAGGUCAAGGUGGGCAUCGGAAACUCCAGAUCUCAGGAGGUGGUGAAAAAGAGUGCAUGGCAGGAAGACUGA